AUGGAGGAAACAAUCGCCGAAUUACGACGUCAGGUUGAAGAACAACAAAGGCUCCGAGAAGCGGCUGAGCGCCGCCAGGAAGAAGCUGAGCGCCGUGAAGAGGAAGAGAGGCAAGCACGAGAAGCGGCAGAACGGCGAGUGCAACCCAAUCCACUAUUUCACCUCCUCGAUCGCUGCCACAAUUCUCUGUCCCAAGCGAUCCAAGUUGAGGCAGAUGCGACCCUCACGACGCAGGGCGACGCGGCCGACCCAGUGAACCGACUCUACCCCAAGCAUAUCGUCCCUUGGCUUGACUUCCCCCAGCUACAGGAACAAGUCUGGGAGAAAUUCGACCGCACCGCUGCCUUUACCGCGCGCCCCCUAUUCCCUUCUGAUGCCCAAAUCGAUUAUGUCGUUACGAAUAUCCAGAACAAGCCGAUCUAUUCGGAAGCGUCUCUUCGGAAUUUUGAGCGAGACACGGUGGAUAACUUUGUCGAAAAAGUCAUUAAUGCUUUGCGAGACGAUGAACCCCUUCGACAGGAGUUUGGAAUCCAAGGCCGAGUCACCUUCUAUGAUCGCGCGAACCCAUCGGAGACUUCGCUGGAGAACAGCUUGGAGCGAAUGAGUCUUCACGACGUGCGUACACCCCGGCGGCCGGCGGACCCUAGGCAUGGAAGGGGGAGAGGAGCGGCGCAGAGACAGAAGAGGAGUGGGACUGCACGAAGACGCAAUCGGCGCGCCGACCAGUUCUGCGUGCACCUUGUGGCUAAUGAACAACACAUACCAGUUUAUGCAGUGGAGUUCAAAGCGCCACACAAAGUGACAAUUCCCGAACUGGUGGCGGGUCUUCACCAGACUGAUCUGGCUCGCGAUGUCAUUGACCAAGAAGGUGACACAUUUGAAUUUUAUGCCACCCGCCUCGUCGCCGCCGUGGUCACUCAGAUAUUCUCGUACAUGAUCGACAGUGGAGUUCGAUACGGCUACAUCUGCACUGGAGAGGCUUUCGUUUUCCUCCAUAUUCCAAAGGAUGAUCCUACCGUUGUUCAAUAUUUCUUGUGUAUCCCGAAUCAAGAUGUGCAAGCGGACGAUGAAUUGCGCCUCCACCGGACAGCCAUCGGUCAGGUGCUUGCGUUCACCCUUCAAGCGCUGGCCGUCGAACCUCCGACUCAAGAAUGGCACGAUGCGGCACACGACAAGCUAACGACCUGGAAGGUCGAGUAUCUCGACGUGUUGAGGGAAAUUCCCGAAACUCUCCGUAAAGACCCGCGGGCCUCUAAUUAUCGGCCCUCGCACUGGAAACGAGAGCGGAAACGAGAUCGGAAAAUACACAACACACGCUCUCGUGCUGGCGCUCGUUGUCAACCGGGCGCAUCUACACCGAAGCACUCGUCGACUGAAGGCAGCGGCAGUGAUCAAGAAUCGCACUCGCCAUCUACCGCGGCAGCAUCGCGCAUCCGAUCGAGCCGUGGCCGAGGCAACAACCGCCAAUCAACUAGGGGAAGCGAAAGGACACGAGCCGACCGGGACAACAAACAGACUUCUCGAAAAGACAGGCAUUCUACACGACCAUACUGCACCAUUGCCUGCAUCCGCGGCAUGGUCAACCGAGAACCUCUGGAUAAAAAAUGCCCUAACUGGAAACUCCACGGUGGUCAGAGACACUCCAUGGGACCGCAGGAGUUCAGACGCCAGCUUCAUCGUCAACUUGCCCGAGAUCGAGAUCUUGGAUUCGAACAGCUGCAUGUCUGUGGUCGGACAGGAUACCUCAUGAAAGCCACCCUCCUAUCGCGCGGAUACACUGUGAUCAUUAAAGCCACGACUGUGGAGAAGCAGCAUCGCCUCCAAGCGGAAGUGGACAAUUAUCACCAUCUCAGGAGCUUGCAGGGACAACACAUUCCCGUCUGUCUUGGAGACUUUAAGCCUCGCGUUGCAUAUUGGUACCACGGCGAAUUAAUGGCCCAGAUGAUGAUCUUGAGCUGGUCAGGAACGCGGCUUCAACAUGUCGUCAAUGAUGGGAAUUCUAGCUUCUUCGACCGAGAGCGCGACAAAGCUCUGGCUGUGCUCCGGUCGCGCGGAGUUAUCCACUGCGACAGUGAGUGGCGUAAUAUGCUGUGGGAUGACCUGAGUGGCCGUCUGGUCGUCAUUGACUUGGAGGAUGUGAAAUGGUUGAAGCGGCCUCGGGCCCUUGAACCUACGUCUGGCAAUACACGGCGUGCUCGUGUCAGAGCAAUGAAAUAA
Messenger RNA from Penicillium canescens, 2217 nucleotides. RefSeq lists its product as uncharacterized. The transcript has a single exon. Bases 1 to 2217 code for a protein of 738 amino acids. NCBI's taxonomy places the organism in Eukaryota, Fungi, Ascomycota, Eurotiomycetes, Eurotiales, Aspergillaceae. The record is from RefSeq and is a predicted model, not a curated record.